Messenger RNA from Striga asiatica, 4283 nucleotides. The record is from the annotation of a GenBank genome assembly. NCBI's taxonomy places the organism in Eukaryota, Viridiplantae, Streptophyta, Magnoliopsida, Lamiales, Orobanchaceae.
CAAAAACGAGUUAAUUGGAAAUCUUUUUUCUUUUUUUGGGAAGAAAAUAUAUAUAUGUAUAUUGUUAAAUAAAUUCUAAAGUCACUGUAUUUAUCACCAAGCCCUCCACCUCUCUCUCGUGCCAAAGUGGUAUAUUUGUGAAACAAAACCCUAAAGGGGGUUCUUAGCAAGAACCAUUCGCCGCCAGAAAUGAUCGUUUCUCUUAUAUAACUUGUGACUCUUUUAUUUAUCUCAUUCAGUUUUCCUUGCACAGACUCUGAAACCCACCUCGUUUGUGACCUCUGCUUGAUUUUCUCUUUCCCCUGUAGCUUUCUUUUGUUGUAUAUGGACACUGUGAUUGCUCACUGAAAAUUUGGACAUGGAUUUUUUGCCAAGACUCAAUCUUUGAGGCCGAGCGUCGCUGGGCAUGUGGUGAAACUGGAUUUCCUCUCUGUGCCUGAUCGUAUCUGUUUGAUGGGUUUAUUCAUCUGCAUAAACUGAGAUAAGAUCCUUCUAAACUUGUUUUGGUCAAAGGUUGGAUUUUUGUGAGCUCAAAAAAAGCUUUGAUUUUUAAUAUUUGUCUGAAAUGGGUUUCCGUCUGGAGGUAGUGUUGGAUUACUGAAGUCUCGGUCGUGGGAGCUUUCUAGGGUUGUUACGUUUGAUUACUUCGUGUAAUAUCGAUAUUACAUUUGCUUUCUCUUUCUGGAAUGAGCAGUUGUGAAUAACUUGGCAAGUCUUUUUUUCUCUGGGAAUAUUUUAUUUUUGUUAAGAAUCAUGUUGUCUGAAUUGGGUAGGAGGCCGAUGAUUGGGGAUAAUGAUAAUUCAUUUGGGGAUGAGUUUGAGAAGGAGAUGGGUUUGCUCUUGCGUGAGCAGAGAAGGCAAGAUGCUGAUGAACUCGAAAAGGAACUGAAUUUGUAUAGGAGUGGAUCUGCUCCGCCUACUGUAGAGGGUUCAUUGAGUGCUGUAGGUGGUUUGUUCAAUCACGGGGCUGUUGAAGGUGGAAAUAAUGGUGGGGUUGGCAUUGGCCCGGAUUUUGCCGAGUUUGCAAGAAAUAGAAGUGGGAAUGGGUUCUUGUCAGAGGAGGAUCUUAGGUCUGAUCCUAAGUACUUGUCUUAUUAUUACUCGAACGUCAAUCUGAACCCGAGGCUGCCUCCUCCUCUGCUUUCGAGGGAGGAUUGGAGGUUUGCUCAGAGGUUACAGGGAGGGAGCUCGGCAAUUGGGGAUAGGAGGAAGGUGAAUAGGAAUGACAGUGGCAAUGGCGGAAGGUCAAUGUUUUCUAUGCCACCCGGGUUCAACUCUAAGAAGCAAGAGAGUGAAAAUGAGGACAAAUUGCAGGGUGGUACUGUGGAAUGGGGUGGUGAUGGACUUAUUGGGUUGCCUGGGUUGGGGCUGGGUAGCAAGCAGAAGAGUCUUGCUGAGAUAUUUCAGGACGAUCUGAACCGUUCUUCUCCAGCCUCCGGACAUCCCUCACGCCCGGCUAGCCGAAAUGCUUUCGAUGACAGUGCCAGUGCUUUGGGUUCGGUGGAGGCUGAGCUGGCGAACUUGCGCCGUGACUCAUCUGCUGCACCCGCUUCAUAUUCUUAUGCUGCUGCUUUGGGUGGAUCUUUAUCAAGAAGCUCAACUCCCGAUCCUCAACGUAUCACUCGAGCUCCCAGUCCUUGCCCGACUCCAAUUGGUGGAGGCAGAGCAGCAAAUCCCGAGAAAAAAAGCAUCAACAGUCCUGGCUCAUUUAAUAAUGAAAAUGCCGAUCUUGUUGCUGCCUUGUCUGGCAUGAACAUCUCAAAUGGUAUCAUAAAUGAGGAGAAUCAUCAUCUCACAUCUCAUGUCGAUCCAGAUGCUGCCAAUGACCGUAAUAAUAAUUAUCUUUAUUAUAAUCUCCAUGGAGGCCAGAAUAAUAACUCAAGGCAGCAACAUUCAUUUAUGAAAAAGAAUGAUAACAUUAACAAUAAUGUUCUUUUACAAGCAGAGCUGCAGAAAAACGGCGUCCCGUCUAAGAACUUGUACCUCAAGGGAUCUUCUAAUGGUGGCACGCACUUUCAGUAUCAGCAUUUGGACAGCCCAAACAACUCAUCCUUCUCGAAUUAUGGAUUUGGCGGGGGGUACCCGAUGAGCCCAAUAUCGAGUCAACUCGGCAGCUCGAAUUUGCCACCUUUAUUCGAGAAUGCUGCUUCUGCUAUGGGUGUGCCAGGAAUGGACUCGAGGAUUUUGGGUGGCUCGAAUCUCGGGGCUGCUGCAGCCGAGCAUAAUCUCGGUAGAAUUGGAAAUCAACACACUCCCUAUGUGGACCCUUUAUAUUUGCAGUACUUGAGGACGGCUGAAUAUGCUGCAGCAGCUCAAGUUGCGGCUCUUAAUGAUCCUUCGAUUGAUAGAAAUUAUAUGGGUAAUUCGUACAUGGACCUGAUUCAUAAAGCUUAUAUCGGUAAUUUACUAUCCUCUCCUCAGAAAUCACAGUAUGGUGUGCCUUUGGGUGGAAAGACAGGGUCAUCGAGUCCUCAUGGUUACUAUGCGAAUCCCGCAUUUGGGAUUGGAUUAUCUUAUCCGGGGAGCCCGGUUAUGCAGGGUUCGGGUGGUGGGCCCGGUAGCCCGUUGAGGCAUGGGGACUUCAAUAUGAGAUUCCCUGGUGGUAUGAGAAAUGUGGCUGGGACUGGGAGCGUUAUUGGUCCGUGGCAUUUGGAUAGCAUGGAGAACAGUUUCGCUUCUUCACUGCUUGAGGAGUUCAAGAGCAAUAAAACCAAAUGUUUUGAACUCUCGGAGAUUACUGGCCAUGUCGUUGAGUUUAGUGCUGAUCAAUAUGGAAGUCGAUUUAUUCAACAAAAGCUUGAAACGGCCACAACGGAAGAGAAGAACAUGGUUUUCCAGGAAAUAUUUCCUCAGGCUCUUGCAUUAAUGACAGAUGUGUUUGGUAAUUAUGUGAUCCAAAAGUUCUUUGAACAUGGAAUGGUGGCUCAAAGAAGAGAAUUGGCUGGGAAGCUCUUCGGACAUGUGCUUAACCUAAGCCUCCAGAUGUAUGGUUGCAGGGUGAUUCAGAAGGCUAUUGAAGUUGUUGAUGUGGAUCAGAAGAUCAAAAUGGUCGAAGAGCUCGACGGGCAUGUUAUGCGCUGUGUUCGUGAUCAAAAUGGGAAUCAUGUUAUUCAGAAAUGCAUCGAGUGUGUUCCUGAAGAUAAUAUUCAGUUCAUUGUUACUACGUUUUUUGACCAAGUUGUGACUCUCUCUACUCAUCCAUAUGGCUGUCGAGUGAUCCAGCGAGUUCUUGAGCACUGUAGGGAUGAAAAAACUCAGAGCAAAGUGAUGGAAGAGAUUUUGGGCGCUGUUAGCAUGUUGGCACAAGAUCAGUAUGGAAACUAUGUUGUUCAGCACGUUCUGGAGCACGGGAAGCCGCACGAGCGAACUGCCAUAAUUCAGGAAUUAGCUGGAAAGAUUGUUCAGAUGAGCCAGCAAAAGUUUGCUUCGAAUGUUGUUGAGAAAUGCUUAACUUUUGGCGAUCCAAGUGAACGGCAACUUUUAGUGAACGAGAUGCUUGGCACAACUGAUGAGAAUGAGCCUCUUCAGGCUAUGAUGAAAGAUCAAUUUGCAAAUUACGUAGUACAAAAAGUGCUCGAGACCUGUAGUGAUUCGCAACGUGAGCUUAUUAUGUCGAGAAUCAAGGUUCAUUUGAAUGCACUGAAGAAGUACACUUAUGGAAAGCAUAUAGUAGCUCGUGUAGAGAAACUCGUGGCUGCUGGGGAAAGGAGAAUUGCUGCUCAGGCUCAACAAUCUGCUGCAUAGAUCUGCUUUGCUGUAGGGACGAAAGAAAGUUGUACAGCUAACUGAGGCUAGUUUGGGCUACCUCUCUUUAUUCUCUUUCUUUCUCAGACUUUUUCUCUUUGGUUGCAAAUAAAAUGGUUGCCUGUACUGAAAAAACCUGUACAUUGUGUAGUUGUCAAGUUUAUACAUAGAGAGAGUAGUAAGCUUUUGAGGCUGAGAGGCCGAAAAUCUUCCUGAUGCAAAAGUGAUGAGGGUGUAAUAUAAGUUUUAAGGCUGAGGUAGGUUUUAUGCUAUGCCGAGUGACUGUACAAAAAUGAUGGAUGGAUUUUCAUGUCAUGUGGAGAAAUGGUUCUCUAGGCGAGGCCGCGGGAUAUGGUGUCAUGUAUGCAUUUGAUAUAUAUAUAUCUCAUUUUUCUUACUUGGCCACAAUGCAUUUUCUCUGAAUGUUUUCAAACUAUGGAAGAUGAAUUGUAUAGAGGUUCUAACAUGAUAGUUAUUUUUGCUAGAAUGAGGAUUCAAACCAAGUUGUACUUUCCCACCUAUCUCAUUAUCAUAUCUUG